CCGGCUGGGCUGGGCCCGGCCCCAGCUGAGGCAAGGGCGGGCGGCGGCCUUCAGCGGAGCGGCGGGCUGCGCGUUGGUCGCCGGCGCCGGGACUGGCCGGGGGCGUCGCAGGCGGGCGGCGGGGCUGAAGCGGCGGCAUCUCCUCCCCUCUCGGCGGGCCGGGCGCUGGGCCGGCGUCCGCGGCGGGUCCCGGCUUUCCCCCAGCAGGCCCGGCCAGCCCCGUCCCGUCCCUCCCGCCCCGCGGCUGCGGGGGCAGCAGGGGCCGGCUCCCGCUGGCGGCUGUCCGGCGGAGGCCGGGGAGACGUGCGGGUGGGGAGACGGGAGUUUCUCCGGGCUGUGCCCGCAGGGGCUGCGGGACCCACAGCAGGCGGGGGGGGGGGUGGUGUCCCUCACAGCCUGGGGUCGGGUGUCCCUCACAGCCUGGGGUCGGUCACGGGCUGCGACGAGACUUUCUUGCCAGCCCCCGGGCAAGAGGCCUGUAAAGCCUCAGGGUCGUUGGCAACUGUAUUUCCAGAGCAGCGCCGCUGAAGGCGACGUACCCAUCACCUCAAAUCCGUCCUCUAAUCCUGCUCAGAAAUACCCGGCUUUAUUGGGACGGACACUUGAAUCCGCAAUUUUCUGGCUUGUAGGAAAGAGUGGCUGGCAUUCAGGGAGGAAGAAAGAUGUCGUUGAAACCGUUUACCUAUCCGUUGCCUGAAACACGGUUUCUUCGUGCAGGCAGGCUUGUGUACAAAUUUAAAAUCCGGUAUGGCAACUUGAACAGUGCUCCCAACCUCGACAACACCGAAAGUGCUGUCAAGGAGUUAGAGGAAGCGAUUCGAGUGAUCCUUGGAAAUCUUGAUGAUUUACAUCCAUUUUCUACAGACCACUUCACUGUCUUUCCGUUCUCAGAUUUGAGUAAAUGGGAGAGAGUAUCAAAGAUGAGAUUCAAACAUGAGAAUGUCCAUCUGGUGCCUUAUCCCUACAUUUGCACUAUGUAUCUAGAACUCAACUCAUUUCAGCAAAAGGUAUCUUGUGGUAAAGAAGUAAACAAGGGCAGUGAUGAGCAUGUCAAGAGAAGAAAUGAAGUGUCAGAAAGUACUGCAGUGGAAGAAACAGUGAAGAGGAGAAGAGUGGAAGUCAGAGCAGAGACCUCAUGCCCACAGUUGGGUAUGGACAGAACCGGAGCCGAGUGCGUUCACUAUAUUGGUAAAGAGAAGCACGGAUUUGAACUGAGUUGUUUCAAAGAAAAUGAGUGUGAGUUUAGCCAAGCAUCCCUUACUGUGGGCUGUAACCAAGUGAAUUUCUGGGCACCUGAGGAAUCUAACCUUGAACAAAGAACAGCAACCGGUCAGGCUGAGGGUGCCAUGCAGCUACUGCAGCAAAUGGACCAAAUGGCAGACAAAGGAAACGUCGAGUCAGAAGGAAGAGGUGUCUCAAAGUUCUGGAGAAGUAUAAUCUUUUUGCCACUUCAGCAUCUUUUUGGUGGAAAGAACUGAUCUGGAAGUGAAGUACUAAUAGUUGUGGAAAGGUAAACUUGUAGCAUGAAUGUUGGGUUGUAUUGUUUCUUUUGUAAUUCAGCUUUUCACAUUGCUUAUCUGAGCUACCAAAUGCUAUAAAUGAAAUCCUACUUUGUUUAUGUUUUCAAAUUAACAUACUGAAGAUGUUGGGUUAGUAUGUCUUUUUCUUCGCAACCUAGAGUUUUUUAAGCUUUGUUCAAGUUUUAAGAUUUUGAUCCUUGAGUGUCAUAAAUCGUGUAUUUUACAUUUAAAAACCAUUAUAUGAGAUUCUAAUAAAAGAAGCAUCAACUUGGAA
Phalacrocorax carbo (great cormorant) is the source of this 1794-nucleotide messenger RNA. The record is from RefSeq and is a predicted model, not a curated record. NCBI's taxonomy places the organism in Eukaryota, Metazoa, Chordata, Aves, Suliformes, Phalacrocoracidae.